AUGCGGGCUCUCAGCUUCAGCCUCGUGGCCCUGACCUGUGCCACGACGGUGCUGUGCGUGGCCGGAGCCCAGCGCCGGGCGCUGGAGGGGGGCGGCCGCCGGCGUUACCACCGGGUACAGCACGGCCACUGCAGCUACACCUUCGUGCUGCCCGAGGCCGACCCGCCGCCCUGCCCGUCCGCCCCCGCCCCCCCCGGACCCGCCAACGCUUUGCUGCAACGGGACUCGCCGGCCGGCACCACGCACGCCGGCUACGGGGCCGCCGAACGCCUGCGGCACCUCGAGAGGAUCCUGGAGAACAGCACCCAGUGGCUGCUGAAGCUGGAGAGCUACAUCCAGACGAGCAUGAAGCCGGAGAUGGCGCAGCUGCGGCAGACGGCGGUGCAGAACCAGACCGCCACCAUGCUGGAGAUCGGCAGCACCCUCCUCAACCAGAGUGCUGAGCAGAGCCGCAAGCUCACCGACGUGGAAGCCCAGGUGCUGAACCAGACGUCGCGCAUCGAGAUGCAGCUGCAGGAGAACUCCAUGUCCACCACCAAGCUGGAGAAGCAGCUGCUGCUGCAGACGAACGAGAUCCACAAGCUGCAGAACAGGAACAACAUCCUGGAGGUGCGGGUGCUCGAGAUGGAGACGAAGCACCAGGCAGAGCUGGCGGGGGCCCGCUCAGAGAAGGAGAAGCUGCAGCGCCUGGUGAGCCGGCAGAGCGGCACCAUCGAGGAGCUGGAGAAGUCGCUGCUGGCCGCCAGCGCCAACACCAGCCUGCUCCAGCACCAGCAGGUCCAGCUCCUCGAGUCGGUGCAGAGCCUGGUGCGCCUCGUCUCCCAGGGCAGAGGUGAGACCCCAGGGCGUGCAGGCAGGGUGCAGGCAGCAGGACAGAGCUCCUUGCCCUCCCGAGAGGGUGCCAGGGCCCCUCGUCGCCCCGCUCUGCAGCCCAUUGUGGCUCUCCCCCCGCUGCAGGCGUACUGCGACAUGGAGACGGACCGAGGGGGCUGGACCGUCAUCCAGCUUCGCACCAACGGCAGCCUCAGCUUCCAGAGGAACUGGAGGGAGUACAAGCAGGGCUUUGGGGACGCAGCGGGCGAGUACUGGCUGGGUAACGAGGCCGUGCACCUCCUGACGAGCCAGGAGCCCUACGCCCUGCGUGUCGAGCUGCGGGACUGGGAGGGUGGCCAAGUCUAUGCCCACUACGGGAAAUUCCAGCUGGGAAGCGAGCGGCAGCUUUACAGGCUGUCGCUGCAGGACUACAGUGGCACGGCCGGGCAGCAGAGCGGCAUGGCGCUGCAGGGCACUCGCUUCAGCACCCGCGACGCUGACAACGACAACUGCCUCUGCAAGUGCGCCCAGAUGCUGUCGGGAGGCUGGUGGUUUGAUGCCUGCGGUCUCUCCAACCUGAACGGCAUCUACUAUCCGGCCCGGCACAACAUCCGCAAGCUCAACGGCAUCCGCUGGCACCACUUCCAGGGACCCAGCUACUCCCUGAAGGGCACCCGCAUGCUGAUACGACCCGCCAGCUUCUAG
Molecule: messenger RNA, 1518 nt
Organism: Haliaeetus leucocephalus (bald eagle)
Lineage: Eukaryota; Metazoa; Chordata; Aves; Accipitriformes; Accipitridae
Gene: ANGPT4
Product: angiopoietin 4
Exons: 8
Coding region: 1-1518 (505 amino acids)
Biological process (GO): signal transduction
Molecular function (GO): receptor tyrosine kinase binding
Source: RefSeq, a predicted model, not a curated record